Molecule: messenger RNA, 1436 nt
Organism: Diorhabda carinulata
Lineage: Eukaryota; Metazoa; Arthropoda; Insecta; Coleoptera; Chrysomelidae
Gene: Vps36
Product: vacuolar protein-sorting-associated protein 36
Exons: 4
Coding region: 190-1365 (391 amino acids)
Biological process (GO): protein transport to vacuole involved in ubiquitin-dependent protein catabolic process via the multivesicular body sorting pathway
Cellular component (GO): late endosome membrane; ESCRT II complex
Molecular function (GO): phosphatidylinositol-3-phosphate binding; ubiquitin binding
Source: RefSeq, a predicted model, not a curated record
UUAAGGCCUGGAACCGUCUAUGAAAUUGUGUAUUUAUCUUGAGACUUACAUUAAAAAAAUCUAAGUAGAUUCAAUGUACCAAAUGUGAUGAGAAUGUAAUUAUACCUAUUUCUCAUUUAAUCUAUCUUGUAAUCAGUUUAGACAACUUCUUGCAAUUACCUCAAUAAAAAUAAGAAACAAAGCUUAUACAUGAAUAGAUUUAAAUAUACAAGUCCACUUUUAUUAGAUGGCGAAUCAACAGUUGCAGUAGAAAAUAAUGUAAGGUUAUAUGAUGGAGAUCAAAAGACGUCUUUUGAAGGAGGGGAGCUGAUAAUAACCACACAUCGAAUUUUAUGGGGCCGUCCAGGACAGAUACCUAGAGGUCAAACAUGUUUAUCCUUACAUUUGAGUUUUGUUGUCUUUGUUGAGGAAGAAUCACCUAGUGCAUUUAGUUUCAGUAGAUCUCGAAAGAUCAUUCUACAUUUAGCUGAAUCAAAUGAUACUACUAAUGGACCCCAACUAACAAGUAUUUAUAACUUCAUAAAGCUAUCUUUUAGAGAUGGCUAUACAAACAAUGUUCUAUCUAUUCUUAAUGAAGUGCUACAGACAAAGCAAUGGGAGCCCAAAUUACCACAAAUACCUGUACAAAAUAAACCCAAUAUACCUGUUAUUAAACCAAGAUUGGGAAUUGUAGGAAUAGAAAGGAGCAUUCAAGCAAAACAAAAAGAGACAGAUGCUUCUAUAAAUAUGGCAUUUCAAGAUUUAAAUAAACUUAUGGCUAUGGCAAAAGAUAUGGUUAAUAUAUCCAGAACAAUAUCAACGAAAAUUAAAGAAAAACAAGGUGAUAUAACUGAAGAUGAAACAGUACGCUUUAAAUCUUACUUAUUGAGUCUUGGUAUUGAUGAUCCAGUUACUAGGGAUUCUUAUAAAUCUGAUAAUCAAUACUAUCAGAGUUUAGCCAAGCAAAUUUGUAGUUUUCUACAACCACAUCUUGAAGAUAUGGGAGGCAUGAUGGCUCUUAGUGAUGUCUUCUGUAGAGUCAAUAGAGCACGAAGUUUAGAAUUACUGUCUCCUGAAGAUAUAUUGAAUGCUUGCAAGAUCAUGGAAAGUUUAAAUUUACCAUUGAAAUUGUACCAGUUUUCAUCUGGGGUAAUGGUACUACAGUUAAGUAGCUUGGACAGUGCUAGUAUUUCAGAAGCUACUGCUACUUUGGUAGAAGAAAAAGAAUCACUUUCAGCAGAAGAGUUAUCUCAACAAUUAGGAAUUUCUUUAACAUUAGCUAAAGAACGACUACUUACUGCGGAGAGGUAUGGCAAAUGUUGUAGAGACGACUCUAUCGAAGGAUUGAGAUUUUACCCCAAUUUAUUUUUAACUAAAGAGGAAUAGGUAAUAUUGUUUGAUAUUCUUUUUAAAUUAUUAUAUUCUAAAUAAAUUAAUAAACCAUAUUUUAUCAUAAA